CAUAUAAGGCAGAGAAAAAUGAAACUGAACUGGAUGACAACCAAAUAAAAGUGAAAAUGCAGUCUAAUGACAGUAAGAAAAAAAUAGACAUGGCGAUUCAUAGACUUGAAAGCAUGCAAGAGGUGAUGGUGAGAUACGCUAAGUUACGUGAAAUCCCUCUGGAAAAAAUGGUGUUUGAGUUCGAUGGAGAGAAAAUUGAAGGCACGGAAACGGCAGAAGACCUUGAAAUGGAAAGUGGAAGUUGCAUAGAUGUUAAAAUAACUGUAGACAAGCCAAAGAACAAUGACAUUAAAGCAACAGAAAAAAUGAGCAAUAAAGUGACUCUUGUAGAUCUAGAUGAUGACUCGAACUCUUUAGAAGGAAAUAUGCAAGUCAUAGACAUUUUAUAGUACAAUAGUACUGCUUUUAAUACUUUGCGUUUUCUAACUUCCAGAGUCAAAUGUAUGUGUUGUGAACUGCAAUAAUUUACAAAAAAUUGUGUUAUUUCACCUUGAAAUAAUUUGAAUCAAUCUCAUAAAUGUGCUGCUCAAACUUGAAUCAACAUUUUUGUGGUUCAGAUUUGAAUGGCACAUUUAUGAUAGUGGCAGGUACAAAUAUUGAGUGGAAAGAAACUUUUCAAUUUUAAAAUGAAAAUGUGGAAGUAAAGGAAGCAAGACUUUUUUUUAAAUCCUAGGCUGUAGUUUUGUUGCUGUUCUAUUAGUUAAAUGUAAAUUCUUCAAGAUAAUAUAUAAUUUCUUUAAAAUAAGCUAACAAAUCAUUAUCAGCAAGUGUGUUUUUUCAGUCUUUUACUUAUAAUUUAAAACAAUGGUGCUCAACCAACGUCCCAUGGGCCACAUGCAGCCUGCAAAACUAACCCUUGUGGCCCAUUAUGUUCAACGCAACAAAUUGAAAACCGGGGUUUGUCAUAAUUUGUCAAAUAGUCAGAUUUUGAGUUCUGG
Uloborus diversus is the source of this 938-nucleotide messenger RNA. RefSeq lists its product as uncharacterized. The transcript has 2 exons. The record is from RefSeq and is a predicted model, not a curated record. Lineage: Eukaryota; Metazoa; Arthropoda; Arachnida; Araneae; Uloboridae. Bases 57 to 389 code for a protein of 110 amino acids. Gene Ontology annotation, biological process: positive regulation of transcription by RNA polymerase II; cytokine production.